Brassica napus (rape) is the source of this 1373-nucleotide messenger RNA. RefSeq names its product putative F-box/LRR-repeat protein At4g15060. The transcript has a single exon. Lineage: Eukaryota; Viridiplantae; Streptophyta; Magnoliopsida; Brassicales; Brassicaceae. The record is from RefSeq and is a predicted model, not a curated record. Gene Ontology annotation, molecular function: protein binding. Bases 432 to 1373 code for a protein of 313 amino acids.
UCUGUAAAUUUCAAAAAUGUGUGUAUUAAAAGGAAAACGAAACUUAAUUCGUGUAUUAAACAGGGUUCCAAAAUAGUUAAUGUAUUUUAUUAGCUGUGUGCAAUUAAACACUAACGCCGUCAAUUAAACACUAACGCCGUCACCACUUCCAUUAAACAUAGUUGACGCCAUCAAAAGCGAUGUGUAAAACCUGCGAAUUUCAAGAAUUUGUAUAUUUAAUUGGCAGUAAAAAUUAAUUCGUGUAUUGAACUGGAUCCAAAAUAGUUUAUGUAUUUUAUUAGCAAAUAAAAAUUAGGUAGUGUAUUUUAAAGGAAUUUUCCCAAAAUAAAAUUAUUAGAGGACCAAAUCUUUUUGUUUCCCCUAGCCCCAAGGCCUUAAAGAUAUAACAGCCGGCGUGAAGACAAUUCAAUAUUUUGCAGUCUUUUUUGCUUAUGUUCGUGCUUGGAGUUUGCCAAGAUAUGGACAAAAUCAGUCAGUUGCCUGAUGAAUUGCUUUUGAAGGUACUAUUGUUUCUUCCAACAAAAGUUGCUGCAAGCACAAGUAUUUUAUCCACGCGAUGGGAGUUUCUCUGGAUGUGGCUGCCUAAACUUGAGUACGAUCACUCAAUGGAUGAACGCAAGAGUUUAAGUCGUUUUAUUAAUCUGAAUAUGCCAUUGCAUAGAGCCCCGGUCAUAGAGAGCUUGCGUCUCAAUUUUAGUCAUGGAUACACGGGAUCAGUUACACCUGAAGAUGUCAGACAGUGGGUAGCUCUUGCCGUAACUCGCUUCCUUCGCGAGUUGAGUCUUGACCUUACUUUGGAAGUCAAUCCUACUAAACUGCCGAGUAGUUUGUAUACUUGCAAAUCGCUCGUGAUCUUGGAACUGAAAGGGAGUAAUCUAGUUGAUGUUCAUCGGACGUCUUGUCUCCCUUCCCUGAAAACUUUGAUUCUUCAAGGUGUGCUUUACGCAGAUCAAAAAUCUCUUCACAAACUUCUUUCCAGUUGCCCUGUUCUUGAGGACCUAUUUGUGGAACAAGAUGGGUGUGAAAGUGAGCAUUUUUUAGAAGCAGUGAGUGUAAUUGUGCCGUCCCUGCAGAGACUAACCCUAAAGCUAUGUAGAGGAUAUUUUUUUCACCGGCUUGUGAUAAACACUCCAUCUUUGAAGUAUUUCAAAAUUGAGGAUUAUACUUAUGAGCAUACUAAUGGUAUUGAUGAUGAUGAUUACUUCUUCUAUUCUGAUGAUAUGCCUAAGUUGGAGGAGAUGGAAGUCGAUUCGACAUACCUUGACAUACAGAACUUUGUUUGUUUAAUCACACAUGUCAAGCGGCUUUCAUUAUGCCUACCAGACCAAGCCGAAAAUGUAACAUGUUUCAAUCUAUAUGUCGAUCUCAUUUAG